GAGCCAGAGGGAAUGGCCCCUGGGACCCAGACAUCCUCGUCCCAGGAGUUGGUGACAUUUAAGGAUGUGGCUGUGGAUUUCACUCAGGAGGAGUGGGGCCUCUUGGACCAUUCUCAGAAAGAACUGUACAAGGAGGUCAUGCUGGAGAAUGCCCAGAACCUGCUGUCCCUGGAGCUUCCAGUCGCCAGAGAAGAUUUGAUCUCCUAUUUCCAGAAAGGGGAAGCACCACGGAUUCUGGAGCCAAAAGACCUAAGGAACUUUUAUUCAGAUUCAGUGACCAGCUUUGACGUGAAUGAGACAUCUGAAAACCUGAGCAUUUCUGUGGAAGACUCUUGCCAGCAGAGAUUCAUGAGUGUUGGUCCUUAUGACUUAAAUUUUAUAGAAAUCUGUGACUCUGAUAUCAAGGUAGAUAAAAAUCCUAAGAAUCCCAGUGAACUUGACGAAAUUGGAAAGACCUUGACACCAUAUUCAUCCCUAAAUCGCUGUAAGACAAUGACCCCAAGGAAUGACCUUUUUCAAUACAGUAUGUAUAGAGAAUGCUUUACUGACCAGGUAGGGCUUAUUCAGUCCCAUGAAAAUCUUCCUGAAAUGCAAAUAUAUCAAGGUAGUCAAUGGAAAAAAGCCUUCAGCUUGAGUUCAGACCUCACGAGACAUCAGAAAAAUUAUACUGGCAAGAAGCUUCAUGUAAAUAAUGAAGGAAGAAAGGCCUUUAACCAGAACUCUAAGAUCAGUAAUCAUCAGAAAAUUCAUAUUCGAAAGAAACCUUAUGAAGAUCAUGAAGAUGCAGCAACCUUCUCAUCUCUUCCUUACCAACCUACAUUUCAUACGAGGAUGAAAACAUAUGCUUGUAAUCAGUGUGGGAAGACUUUUUAUUGGAACCCAGAUCUGGUUAGACAUCAGAAGAUUCAUACUGAAGUGAAGCCUUAUAAAUGUAAUGUAUGUGGGAAGAGCUUCUCCUACAGAUCACUCCUUAUUGGCCAUCAGAGAGUUCAUACUGGAGAAAAACCUUAUCAAUGUAAUCAAUGUGGAAAAGCCUUCUGCUACAGAUCACUCCUUAUUGGCCAUCAGAGAAUUCACAGUGGAGAGAGACCCUAUAAAUGUGUUCAUUGUGGAAAAGCUUUCCAAAGCAGUUCCCGUCUUUCUUCCCAUCAAAGAAUCCACACUGGAGAGAAACCUUAUGAAUGUAAUCAAUGUGGAAAGGCCUUCACACAGAGUUCCCAUCUUGGUGCCCAUCAGAGAAUCCACACUGGAGAGAAACCUUAUGAGUGUACUCAAUGUAGAAAGACUUUCAGAUUCCGCUCUGGUCUUGCUUCCCAUCAGAGAAUCCACACUGGAGAGAAACCUUUUGAAUGUAAUCUGUGUGGAAAAGCUUUCCAAAACAACUCCCGUCUUGUUUCACAUCAGAGAAUUCACACUGGAGAGAAACCUUAUGAAUGUAAUCAAUGUGGAAAGGCUUUCACACAGAGUUCCCAUCUUGGUACACAUCAGAGAAUCCACAGUGGAGAGAAACCUUAUGAAUGCAAUCAAUGUGGAAAGGCUUUCAGAUUCCGCUCUGGUCUUGCUACACAUCAGAGAAUGCACACUGGAGAAAAACCUUACAAAUGUAAUCAGUGUGGAAAGGCUUUCCAGUGCAGCUCCAGUCUUGCUAAACAUGUGAGAGUUCACACUGGAGAGAGACCGUAUAAAUGUAGUCAUUGUGGAAAGGCUUUCAGAUGCAGCUCCAGUCUUGCUGCACAUCAGAGAAUCCACACUAUUGCAAAACCUUAUGAAUGUAAUCAGUGUGGCAAGGCUUUCAAAAAGAGUUCCAAGCUUGCUAUCCAUCAGAGAAUCCACACUGGAGAGAAACCUUAUGAAUGUAAUGAAUGUGGAAAAUCUUUUAAAUACAGCUCUCAUCUUGCUGCCCAUCAGAGAAUCCAUACAGGGGAGAAACCUUAUGAAUGUAAUCAUUGUGGAAAAGCUUUCCAGAGCAGUUCUAGUCUUACUAUACAUCAGAGAAUCCACACAGGAGAGAAACCUUAUGAAUGUAAUCAGUGUGGAAAGGCUUUCCAGUGUAACUCUAAUCUUGCUGCCCAUCUGAGAAUCCACACAGGAGAAAAACCUUAUAAAUGUAAUCUAUGUGGAAAAGCUUUUAGAUACCGCUCUGGUCUUUCUGCCCAUCAGAGAAUCCACACUGAAGAGAAACUUUAGGAAUAUAAUCAAUGUUGUAAAGCCUUCAGGCAACAGUCAUCCCAUAUUUCCCAUUAACAAAUUAGAUAGAAAUCUUAUCACUGUAAUGAAUGAGUAUAGGCAUUGACAUGCAAUAUAGAGCUUGUUUAACGUUAGAAAAAUCAUUCUGAGGAGUAGCUCUAUAUGGACUCAGGCCAGAGAUUAUCUCUUACUUUACAUCAGAGGAUUCUUAAUUGGAGAGGUGAUUUAUGAAUGUUGUCAGAGGGGGGCAGGCUUUUCUCUGGAGGACAGAGAUCAGUAGACAACAGAAUAUUCGUACUGAAAUGAAGGUAUAUAAAAGCUGUGAUUAUGGAAAGGUCUUUCUUCACCUAGAGUUUGUACUUGAUCUAAUUAAUAUGAGAAGGUUUCUUGCUGCAGCACAGACUUCAUCAGACUUCCCAAAUUAAGAGACCUCAUUAAACAUCCCAAAUUUCAUACUGUGAAUAAAGUCCUAAGGAAUUUUUCUCUGAAAUCCUGAUAUUUGUCACUACUUCUCAGUAGUUCAUAGCAUUCAUAUACUUUGAUUUUUUUUUCAGCCAUUUCCCACUUAAUUGUUGUUCACUAUGUUUCCUGUUGUUUGAUGGCACAAAAAGUCCUCAUAUAAAUAUUUUGGUGACUAUUGGACAUUUAUUUCUGUAAUGCUUUCUUUAAGUAGCUUGGUGGCACAGUGGACAAAGUGGACAGUGGCCUGGAGCCACUAGUCCAGAUUUCAAAUUCAUUCUCUAAGACUUAUUAGCUUUGUGAAUCUGGGCAAAUCACCCAACCUAUUCUUCCCUGAAUUUCCCCGUCUGUAGAAGGACAAUAAUAAGAGUACCUGCCUCCUUAGGAUUAAAUGAGAUGCUAUUUGUAAAAUGCUUUGCAAAACAAAUUGCUAUGGAAAUGCUUGCUUUUCAAUGAGUAGUAAUACUUGAGUCAUAAGUCUCAUAGUAAAGUCAGUAGGCUAAAACAUGGACAGUUCAGUCACUUUUCCUUUAAUGCAAAUUGAUAUUGAGAAUGAGCACAGGAAAACAGGAAUUGUAAUGCAUGGGGCACUAGAUUUAGAGUCCGAUGCUCCUUAGCUCUCUCAGUCUGGGCAAGGAACAGCCUCUGUGCCUCACUUUGCUCAUCUCAAAAAUGAGGAGGUUGGAACCAGUGGCUUUGAUGGUUCCUUAUGUGUUCUCAUCAAAAGUACAUUCCUAUGUCUCUUUCCCACAGCCUCUUCCUAUAAUCUGGGAAGGAAGCCUAGUAGGAACAAGUCUGAAGAUAUCCAAGAAAGCAGUAGUCAUCCAAACAACUUUUUCUUACCUAAAAAUAAGGAUCUUGAGAAACUGAUCAGGUAUAUAAUAUACAAAAGAAGAUGAGUAUAGUAACCUUGCGUAUAAUCGAAGACCUCCACUUUGGGGCUGGUACUUACCAACCACUACAAAAUGCUGGAAACACUGGAAAGUAGGCUGGCAGAAAAUAGAUGUGGAUUUUAUUAAUACAAAAUAGAACAGAAGGAAUGAGGACAGCUUUGAAAAUAUCAUGUUGAAUUUUUAAGUUACUCAAUUGGCAAAUCAAGCUAUCCAUGUUAGAAAUUGUUUUGUGUGCAGUCCUCUUUUUCUGUUGGAUAGUGUAUAUAAAAUGUUUAUUUUAUUUCAUGUUUGUGAAUUUCAAGAUUAAAAAGGUCAAAUAUUGUUGUUUUCCUUUUUGUCAUUUUCACCAAUUUUGAAGGCAUGCCCAGAAAUGGCAAAACUAUCUUAAUGUGUCUUUCUCUUAUUAUCAGUGCUUUGGAGGAUGUUUUCAUUCACCAUUUUGUUGUCAUUCAUGUGUCAGGACUUUGGAAAACUUCCUGUCCUUUCAGCACUCAUUGAUUGGUGAUGGCUCUGGGUACACAUAAGUGUGAGUUCUCUAUAUCUUGCAAAUAAAUGACUUUUCUUGGGCAUUUUUCAUGUAAUAUUUGAUAUAUUCUGCAUGCUUCAAAUCUUCUUGUAAUUUGAUCUUCAUUUAUUUAUUUUAUGUAG
Molecule: messenger RNA, 4187 nt
Organism: Trichosurus vulpecula (common brushtail)
Lineage: Eukaryota; Metazoa; Chordata; Mammalia; Diprotodontia; Phalangeridae
Product: zinc finger protein 665-like
Exons: 4
Coding region: 13-2187 (724 amino acids)
Biological process (GO): regulation of transcription by RNA polymerase II
Cellular component (GO): nucleus
Molecular function (GO): RNA polymerase II cis-regulatory region sequence-specific DNA binding; DNA-binding transcription factor activity
Source: RefSeq, a predicted model, not a curated record